AUGCCGUCGUAUCGGCCUUCGCAAAUUUUGCUGUCCACGAAGGUCCUUCCGUGCUGUCAGGCUGAUCGGCCGAGGCAACCAAGCCACUUCCCGGUCAUUUCCAAACUUCCUUACUCGACCCCGGAGAAUCUCCAGAUCCUUCUGAUGAAGAGCUCUACUAUUGCGACACCGGAGGGCGCACCUAACGGGAGACCUGCAAAGGCAGAAGUGGGCCUAGGGCGUCUAAAUGGUGAUAAGAAACACUGCUGGAUCGCGUACAAGGAAGUAGGCACACUGUUGGAUUCACUAACGCACCCUGGCAUCGUCCUACGAGCACUGGUGAGUGCCGCAAGUAGUACGGCCCUGUCUCUGGUUGCAUUUGAUGUCGCAUUUAUACUCAAGGACCUGGCAAGGACUCGAGCGGAUAUGGAGGGUCUGAACACUGCCAAAGUAACGGAUAUGGAAUACGCAAAGAUUUUUCUGUCCGAUCCGUGCGGUACCGCUGUUUUCAUGCCAGUUGAAAUCCAAGCACAGAGUUAUUUAUUUUCUCUACCCAUCGUUAGCUGCGAUACAGACGAGGCGGAUGAGUAUCCCAUCUUUGGGGAGCCUGAGGCCGAAGGAAUCGAAGAUGAUUCCUCCGCUCUUGAAGACCAGAUUCGCAUUACGUCCCCCACAACUUCCUCCACGACCUAG
Guyanagaster necrorhizus is the source of this 672-nucleotide messenger RNA. RefSeq lists its product as uncharacterized. The coding region runs from base 1 to 672 and encodes 223 amino acids. Lineage: Eukaryota; Fungi; Basidiomycota; Agaricomycetes; Agaricales; Physalacriaceae. The transcript has 4 exons. The record is from RefSeq and is a predicted model, not a curated record.